Messenger RNA from Eufriesea mexicana, 6964 nucleotides. Its product is annotated as calcium/calmodulin-dependent 3',5'-cyclic nucleotide phosphodiesterase 1A. The coding region runs from base 809 to 2965 and encodes 718 amino acids. Lineage: Eukaryota; Metazoa; Arthropoda; Insecta; Hymenoptera; Apidae. The record is from RefSeq and is a predicted model, not a curated record. Gene Ontology annotation, biological process: signal transduction. Gene Ontology annotation, molecular function: 3',5'-cyclic-nucleotide phosphodiesterase activity. The transcript has 13 exons.
AACAAGGGGAAAGCCAUUAUCAAACAAUUGCUCUACAAAGACGUGGCUUCUCCGUUUCCCCGUGUACGUCAGUCCGGGCAUAGUCGUGUCACGAUCGAAAUCCGCGGGAUCUCGUGUCGUCCACGGUUCAACUAAUCCUUCCAUGUUGAAACUUUCGAAUCCGUAGACGGCGGAAAGGAAAAGGUGACCGAUUAAACCGGCCUUGGGCGUUGGAUUACGCGAGUCUCGUCGAUUGACCGUGAUUAGAGGUAUCGGCUCGCGUUCCAACCACCUCGGACGAACGAAGCCCGAACGAAACCCGAACCAAGACACGAACGAAGACCAAACCUAGAAGAGGAGAAAAAAGAAAAACAAACCGAACGAAACGAAAUUUCCGUGUAUCCCCGCGAAUGGUACGACGCGUUCCACGGUUAAGAAAUAAACAAUCGAAAUUCUUAGAACCUUUUCGCGUGGAAGCAUCGGAAGUCGACGGCUGAGGUAAACAGAGCGGUCGUAGAAUCGAAAUUUCGCGAAGAGAAGCGAGCGGGGGACAGUGACGCGUCGCGAGCGUAAUCGUUUCCGCGCGGCGGCCAGUGAAUGACGCGAGUGGGACCUGAUAAGGCAGCAAAGGGGGUGUGCGAGCGAACGGCGAUGACGAGUAUCGAAUUGUCAGGGCGUCGCGAUAAAGAGUUGGCCACGAUAAUAGAAGCCGGCCGGAGAUCGUCGCGUGGCUAAGCAGACACUGGUUAGGCGGUAUGUCGCGGAAGUAGGUUUUCUUUCUUCCGGCUGCUGCUGGAGAAGAGACGAACAAGUGGCACCGAAGAGGACGAUGAUGUCUAGACAAAGCAAAGACCCCGUGCAGAAGUGCCACUCGGACCCGGGUGCUGCGAGUACCGGCGGUACUCCUUGCAGCCCUGGUAAGCGAAUUUCUCGCAGACUGGUGCCAGGCAUUCCGAGCUCCUCCAACACGCGCAAGUGUGUUCUCACCUUGGACGGGUAUAGCUAUGUGAUCGUUGCAUCUCCGCCGGAUCGAAGAGUCACGAGAGAUGAUAUUGCAGUGUCCUCACCCGGUGCAUCUCCGAACGUUAAUGCAACUACGAGCUGCACUGGUACAACAUCUUCUCGAUUGCACAAUCCUUCCUCGCCUGGCAGAAAUGGCCAACUAUCGAAAGGCACAUUAACGAUAGUACGCCGAAGUUCUGGCAAGAAUAAGAGUAUCGGCGGAAGUUUCGAAAGUUCUCCGCCACCGCACAGUCCUGACACUCUUUCGUCAAGCCAGUCCGUGGAUCUCGAUGAGAUCCUUGAUAAUGUCGAUCUAACGACGGACUCGCUUCCUGCCGUUGACACCCCCGACGCUUGCGACAAGGCUGCCCUCAGACUAAGGUGCUUACUGAGACAGCUCCAACAUGGCGAAAUAUCCGCAGAAUUACUCCAACGAAAUUUGCACUAUGCGGCUCGCGUGCUCGAAGCUGUCUUCCUCGAUGAAACCAAGGUGAAUUCAGGAGGGGUUGAGUGCUCUCGGUCAUCGCGUAGGGGUGCGGGCCUGUCAUCUGCAUCCCUGGGGAGCGGCUUGGACUCGGACGGACAACAGGGCCACGCGGUGGUAACCCAGAAACGGAAGCUUCGCACCCCCGUAUGGGCAAGGCGGCUGGCGGACGAGGACGACGAACUGUCGGAGGUACAGCCGGACGCGGUGCCGCCGGAAGUCCGCGAGUGGCUGGCUUCGACCUUCACGAGACAGCUCGCGACCACGAGACGGAAGGCCGACGAGAAGCCAAAGUUCCGCUCGGUCGCGCACGCCAUCAGGGCGGGGAUCUUCGUCGAUCGGAUUUACAGGCGGGUCACCAACACCGCGCUCAUGCAGUUCCCGCAGGAAGUGGUUAAAGUGCUCAAGACCUUGGACGACUGGUCAUUCGACGUGUUUUCACUGAGCGAAGCAGCGAUGGGAGCCCCGGUGAAGUAUCUCGGCUACGAUCUACUGAAUCGAUACGGCAUGAUCCAUAAAUUCAAAGUCCCCGCUACUGUACUCGAGUGCUUCUUGGGAAGAGUCGAGGAGGGCUACUGCAGGCAUCGAAAUCCGUACCACAACAAUCUUCACGCAGCUGAUGUCGCACAGACUAUGCACUACAUUUUAUGUCAAACAGGACUCAUGAAUUGGCUGACCGACCUGGAGAUUUUCGCCACGCUGGUUGCGGCGAUUAUUCACGACUACGAGCACACUGGGACCACAAACAAUUUCCACGUAAUGUCCGGCAGUGAUACAGCCCUCCUCUACAACGAUCGGGCCGUUUUGGAAAAUCACCACAUCUCCGCGAGCUUCCGAAUAUUGAGGGAGGAUGAGUGCAACAUAUUACAAAAUCUAUCGAGAGAGGAAUUUCGAGAGUUUCGUUCGCUGGUGAUCGACAUGGUGCUUGCGACUGAUAUGAGCUUUCAUUUCCAACAAUUGAAGAACAUGAAAAACAUUCUUAGCCUGGCGGAGCCUAGCGUCGACAAAAGCAAGGCUGUCAGUCUUGUUCUCCAUUGUUGCGACAUCUCGCAUCCGGCCAAAAGAUGGGAUCUUCAUCACAGAUGGACCAUGCAGCUGCUGGAGGAGUUCUUCCGGCAGGGGGAUAAGGAAAAGGCUCUUGGAUUGCCGUUUUCUCCGCUCUGCGACCGUAACAAUACCCUGGUGGCUGAAUCGCAAAUAGGAUUCAUCGAGUUUAUCGUCGAGCCCAGCAUGCAGGUGUGCAGCGACAUGUUGGAGACGGUUCUCACUCCGUUGAACGUAAAGGAGAGUGUGGACGAAUCGAACAACGGAUCUGGUGGCGAAAGCAGAAGGUUCAAGAUCGGUAAACCUUGGAUUCCCUGUCUCGCGGAGAACAAGAGAAUUUGGAAGGAACAAGCCGUUAGAGACGCAGAGGCGAGGGCGCAGAAGGAACAGGAGCAAAAGGCGAGCAGCGACAGCCGCGAAGACGGCGACACGGCGCAGCCAGCAUCCGAGGAAUGAAAAAUCUGGCGAGCCGUUGUAUUUUUCAAGAGUAUAUGUAAUUUUAGGCUACGAAGAAGAUCGUGAUUCCACACUGAAGAAUGUAAUCAGAAGCGAUCCCUCUCUACGAUCGAGGGAGCGCGCGAGAAAAUCAGAUGUACGAUUAAGAAUACUCCCACUGACUAUUUAUACCGUUUGUUUACCACGCUAUAUUCCACCGAUCUAUAUUACGGCCAUCACGCCACCUUCUUGUCGCUCGACCAAAAUUAUCGAUGUCCCUUCGCGACUGUUAUCCCUCGUCUUCAUUUUUCUCGAUCGACGCAGCCUCUCUGCAUUACCGACACGCGACGCCAUUCAAGUAUUCCUAUUCUCGGCACCAUCGCGGUCGCAAUAUCUUUGCGAUUUGUACAUACAAAAGCUUCACGAGAUCUUCCUUACGCUACCCUACGCAGGUCGCAGAGAUUUUCGUAGUCCCUCAGCUUAGGAACUGACGCCUUAACUACGCUGAUAGAUCUAGUUACUAGAUACAAAUUCGAGUCAAGCGAUAUUUUAUUUCGGAAAAAUGUCUCGACCGAAGAUUCGAAUUUUUCCCGCGUGUAUCGUUUACCGUGUCUUCGUUAGUUAUUUGGACCAGAGUCUAUGUAUUUGGAAAAUGUUUAAUGCGAUCUGUCGGAAAAUAUAUUGGAAGAUAGGUCUCGAUAAUUUGAGUUUCGUUCGUAAGUUGAGUUUUCGAUCGAUGAGAGGUCUGUAUGACUAAAUGUGGGUCAUAGUUGAAUUACAAAAUGGUAUGACUUAUAUAUUCUUCGCACAAUUUACAUACUAUUCGAGGAUCGUGAGCUGUCGCUGAGUCACAUCAGCUUUGAACAAUCGAUAGUCGAUUUCUAUUCCGUCACCGAGCAAACGAUUUAUGCCCCUCUUGAUCGAAGAUAAAACGUGCCCACGCAUCAGAAGCAUUAUGUCAACGUAAUGAGACGUAAGUUGGAUUCGAGUCUUCUCGUUAUGCAAAUUUCCCUUUCAUUAUCGACUUUACACGUAGCAUCGCGAGGAACGACUAUUCGCACUGUUCUCUAGGAUAAAAAUACAGAUGGUCCUUAAACGAAGCAGAUAUUAAAAAUAUCUGAUUAUUUUAUUUUCCAAGGUUCCAUCGAUACAGUCGGUAGUCGAGUACAAGGUAUAAAAUUAAAGGUACCAAGAAUACGCACCUCGGUAUGACUCUGUAAUUAACGCGGAAAAAUUGACAACAGUGUACCGUAAGAAAAGGAAUCUUCGGAAGAGAAAGACAAAGAGGAAAAGAAGCGGUCGUUAAGGCGUUACUUCCUCGGCUUAUUUUACAAGUAAAUAUUACUAUGAAAACGUAGAAAUAGUUGGUCGAGUUUCCAUCGUAAGCGUAGCCUAAAGUUACCAGCCGCGAUAGGCGGCAGAAAUCGAGCACACGUUGAUACACAGGCAUACACACACAUACAGACACGCGUACACAGACACACGUGUAGACGAGGAAAGGAUAAAUCGUAAACGUACUUAGAGCACAAUUAUCCGUUCGCGAUGAAGUGCUAGCGAGUGUGAAAGGACGCUAACAUUGAUACGUCGACGGGAUUUCCAUAGCGUUCUGCCAUUGGGACGCUGUCUUUGUCCGUACCUGUUUUUUCUUACAAUUAGUGUGUAACUAAGAGCAUACGUUUUCUCAUAGGAACGAAGACUUUCAUCUUUGAGGAAAGACGGAAGGUAUAAUAUCGAAUUCGAUCGUUUAACGAGCCACACGAAAUAACGAUUACUCGUCAUCCUCGUUUCCCCUCGAAAUUUAUAGUUUCUCGCAUUUUUUAAGGACGAUCAAUUUUAUCCGAACUCCGAUUCGAUCCGUUGCUUAUAAAUAAUUCUACGUUUAUACGCAACACGAGGUAAACGUUGUUUGCCUUAUUCUCAUUUUUUUACAGAACCCUCGAAAUUUCUAAUUUCUUAUAUCUUAAAGAAAAGAAGAAAAAUGAAAAAAAUAAUACCAACUACUAUAAGUACACUCGAACUCUCACUCAAAUACAAAACGGGGUACGUCUGUAAGCGCGAAUGUUUUGCGUACAAUAUCAGGGUAUCCUAGAAAUAUUACGUAACCAUCAUCCUUUCCGAUUAUUCUAAAUCGCCUAUACAUAUACGAGAUGAUGCAAAAAGAUAGUACUAAUACGAUAUUCAUAUAAUAUCGUUACGAUACCGAUAUUAAUAUAAGCUUCAGAGCCUUUUCACGCUGAUCACGAUGAGAUAUAUAUAUUUCUUAAUGAUAUACAAUUUUGAAAUACGUAAUAUUUUCAAAGACACCCUAAUACUUGCAACAAGACAUUUUAUCUCGAAUUAUAGUCGUGGAGAAUCGGUGAAAUUGUUAGCACGAAGCCCGCAGAAUCGAUAGACGCAGCUGGCUAUUCGCACAAGUGUCGAAUUCGUGGCGAAGUUUCCUCGAGGGGAAUGCAACGUUCCUCUGGACGAAACGUCGCGAAGUUGAAAGUCUUCGCGCUGCGUCAAGCCCCAUUUUCAACGCGCUCGCGCAACAUGGCGCGGAUUUCCGCCACGAGGCAAGCUUACACUCGCUUUCUCGAAGAUUCGACCGGCUGAUUGGCACGAAAGAAGGCCAAAAGUUGCUUCUUUCUCGAGCAGAUUCGAUCCCCCCGAUCCGCUCUGCACGAUUCUUCAGGAGACUACAAAUACGCUUCGAAGUUUUGGAAACUCGGUUUCAGACUCGCGGUUUAAAGAUAGCUGUUUUUCUUCCAUUCUUCCAAUACCUCCCUCUCUAUCUCUCGACCACUUUUCUCAGUUAUAUAUUCUUUUAACGAAUAAGUCCCGAUACACUGUUAAGCGAAUUUGAAAACGCGCCAAAAGGAUCGCCUUUAUCGAAUAAGCCGCUUUAAAAAGCUUACUCGCGCCCUCCGAUCAUCCCUUCGAUCUCCAAUUCUUAAUCACGCUAUUUAUAACAGCGCGAGAAAUUUUAUUCGAACAGAAAUUCAGAGAAAUAACGAAAUUCGCAGAAAAUAAAUCGCUUCGAACUUGUAACAACUUGCAGCAAUCUUAAAUCGUAAUAAAUCAAAGGAUGCGAACGAAAGCUCUUAUCUCGACGAAUCGAAUCGAACUUUCAGAGGAUAUGGGAAAAUGGAAGGGAAAUGGACGAUCGGACGAAUGUAACGAAGAAAAAGGGAGAGUGGAAUCGGGAAGGAUCGGAUGCAACCAUAGCUGUCUGGGUUAGGUCUGUAGGGGUGUAAACGUCGUUGUACAUACUUACAUUAGAUGUGUAUUCGUAUACACGUAAAGGUGCAGCUUUAAUGUAUGUAAAUGUAAUGUAAAAGAGAUAUCACUAGCGUUUACUUAACGUGUGCUACGUUUCGUGUACAUGUACAUACAUACAUAAACGGAAGGGGACGGAAUAGGUGUAUUAUCCGUGGAUUUGAAGCGAGAGACGUCGCGAGAUGGAAAUUACGCGUCCAGUUUGAACGUUCGAUCGAACAUAUCGGGGAAUCGCGUGGUUUUAUCCGGUUAAUCUCGAUAGAUCGGACGUUGAGAGGGAAGCCUGAAGGAUAAUGGCGGAUCCUUCGGAGUCGUGGCUCAUAGCGUUCGUCGAGAGGUGCGUCUCGUAACGUGGCAAGGUUUUAAGAAGCGGAGGAACAUUCGGCGCGCGUACGUUUCUAAGGGAUAUAGAGGGUAAAGUAUAAGAUAAAGUCUCUAGCUCGAAGGUUAAACAUAUCCGUCCUGUAUUUAUUUUAUUUCUCUCCUUCGUGUACGUGUCGCGUCUUCAUCGACUCGCGAUUCAGACACCAUGGCUGAGGAAUCGCGUUCGAUCGAACGGAACUCGGGCAAAUAUAGAUGGAAUAACUUCGAAUAGAUUAUAUCGAAGAAAUAUGGCGGGGAAACUUUGAUUUCCGAGAACAUUCGUAAUUGUCACUUGAAAAUUAUCGCGUUACCUUUACCGGUUACAAUUGAUCUCGAAAUCGACCUAAGACUAAAUUUAAACACACGCGAAGCUUCGAGUAUACAGAUAUAUAUAUAGGG